Dentiscutata heterogama is the source of this 423-nucleotide messenger RNA. NCBI's taxonomy places the organism in Eukaryota, Fungi, Glomeromycota, Glomeromycetes, Diversisporales, Gigasporaceae. The record is from the annotation of a GenBank genome assembly.
AUGGGAGAUAUGGUUACUGUUAAAGAAAAAAGAGCUGUAUUAUCAAAAAAAGAUGCUUUAUGGAAAUUAGCAAAUAAAUUAUUUGCUACUCUCUCUCUUCCAGAUCCAAAAAUGCAUGAAAUUUUUAAGUAUGCACCAGAAAUAACACCAACAGAAUUUAAUAAUAUUUAUGCAUAUUAUGAUUUUGGAGUAGCCCAACACCAAAAAAAAAAUAUGCAAACAAAUGAGCUAACAAUAAAUAGCAAUUCACAAAUCAAUGAGACUGAAAAUAACAAUGUAAGUGCUAGGCAAUUGCAUGAACAAGCAGGUACAAAGCGUCAACAUAGAGUUACAAACAAUAAUGAAAAAAAAAUUCUUGAGAAUUUACUUAAAUAUGAUAAUUUCCCUGAAGAUAAAGUCAUAGAAAUAUUAAGACAACUUUAG